Molecule: messenger RNA, 716 nt
Organism: Dromiciops gliroides (monito del monte)
Lineage: Eukaryota; Metazoa; Chordata; Mammalia; Microbiotheria; Microbiotheriidae
Product: biogenesis of lysosome-related organelles complex 1 subunit 2-like
Exons: 3
Coding region: 1-675 (224 amino acids)
Biological process (GO): lysosome localization; endosomal transport
Cellular component (GO): BLOC-1 complex; gamma-tubulin complex; BORC complex
Molecular function (GO): gamma-tubulin binding
Source: RefSeq, a predicted model, not a curated record
AUGUUCUUGACUUACUGCAGUAGUUUUGCUUUCAAGCUCAGCCAUGUAUAUUGUUUCUCACUGGUGCAAAAGUUGGAGACCAUUAUUCAGAGCAAAGAAGGAUGCCAUGCUGGGAAGUUCCAUGCCAAUGUCUCCCAUGUCUCACAAUCUAUUCCUACUACUGAUGAUACCUAUGUAUGUAACUUUGAAUAUCACUCAAUUUGUCUGGGUCUCAGUGCCCUCAUCUAUAAAGUGGUAGUGAUAACAGUGAUGGUAGUGGUGGUGGCAGUGGCUGUGGCCGUGGCAGCAGAAGCAGAAGCAGUUGCAAGCAAUCUCAGAAGCAACGAUGCAGUGGUGGAGACUGCCGAGGCGGACAUCACGGAGCUGUGCCAGGACACGUUCUCCAAAAUGGCCACGUCCCUGACAGGCGAGCUGCCGGCUUCCAGUGAAGACUAUAAACUUCUGGAAAAUAUGAACAAACUGACUAGCUUGAAGUACCUAGAAAUGAAAGAUAUUGCAGUAAACAUAAGUAGAAACCUAAAGGACUCAAACCAGAAAUAUGCAGCACUUCAGCCUUAUCUGGAUCAGAUCACUUUAAUUGAGGAGCAAGUAGCAGCUCUUGAGCAGGCAGCCUACAAGUUGGAUGCAUGUUCAAAGAAACUAGAAGCAAAGUACAAGAAGUUAGAGAGGCGAUGAACGCUUCUCCAGCACAAAGACGGACUCCAGGAAUGACUGUG